AUGACUGACCGGUAUCAUCUCUGGGUCAACGGUCGAGAAGUGGAUGGGCGUGGUGAGCCCAUAUCGGUUGAGGACCCUGCCACGGGCGAAAUUAUAGCGAAAUGCGACUCUGCCAACGAACAAGAUGUAGACGAUGCUGUUCGCACUGCUCAUGAAGUGUUCACGUCAGGGGUUUGGUCAAAGGCAUCACGGCACGAUCGCGCACGUGUGCUCGAAGCAAUCGCAGAGAACAUGUCCCGAGAACUCCCGGAACUGAUUCAAUUAGAAGUGAAGCAAACUGGCCGUGCGAUUCGCGAGAUGAGUGCACAGAUACCAUCCUUGCUUCGCUGGUUCAAGUACUAUGCCAGUUUGCUUCUUACCGAAGAACUUCCCGUUCUGCCCACCAUGGGCAAACUACAUAACUGGCUUGAGAGAGUCCCUUUGGGUGUCGUGGUUCAAAUCACUCCCUUCAACCACCCUAUGCUCAUUGCGGUGAAGAAGCUUGCGCCUGCGCUUGCUGCUGGGAACAGUGUCGUAAUGAAGCCCAGCGAACUGACGCCCAUCACCAGCCUGCUUCUAGGGCGAAUAUUCAAAACUGCAGGUCUCCCUGAUGGUGUUGUCAACAUCUUGCCAGGGUUCGGUGUGGUUACCGGCAAAGCUCUCGUCAGCCACCCUCUCGUGAGAAAAGUAGACGUUACUGGUGGCACGACGGCUGGGCGAGCCAUCGGGUCUAUAGUCGGAGGCAAUCUUGCCCGCUAUACCGCAGAGCUUGGGGGGAAGGCUCCUUUGGUCGUGUUUGAACAAGCGAAUAUUGAUUCAGCGGUGAAUGGAAUCGCAUUUGCAUCGUUUAUUGCGACGGGUCAGACUUGCGUUGCUGCGACGCGAAUCAUUGUUCAGAACAGUGUCAUGCCCACCCUGCUUGAGAAGUUGCAACGAAAGUGCGACUACAUUCGGCGCAAUAUGGGGUCACCUUUCAAUCAAAAGUCUACCAUGGGUCCUCUUAUUUCUUCUCGGCAGUUAGACAACGUUGAGUCACUGGUCAGUGACUGCGUCAACCAGGGCACAGGUCAAAUCUUAUGGGGUGGUCAGAGGAUGACUGGAACUUCUGAGCUGGAUGACAUCGAUUUUGCAAAGGGAUACUUUUACCCUCCUACUGUUAUUGUAUCUGCUUCUGGAAAAGAUAUAACCGACGCCAGGAUAUGGCGUGAAGAAGCCUUCGGACCUGUCAUUGUGGUUGUUGGAUUCGACACCGAGGACCAGGGCGUACGUCUUGCCAAUGACAGUGAAUUCGGACUUGGGGCCGCGUUAUGGACACAAGACCUCAGUCAGGCUUUCCGAGUUUCCAAGCAAAUAGACUCCGGGAUUGUCUGGGUCAAUACGCAUCAUCGAAAUGACCCCAGUAGUCCUUGGGGUGGUGCAUCUAGUUCAAGUGGAGUUGGCAGUGAAAACGGUAUCGAUGCCUAUCAUGCUUACACGACAACAAAGAGCAUUGUUAUGAACUUUGCUUCACCUGAGGAGACGCUGGCCCAGGAUGAUUGGUUUAAAGAAGGCGCAAGUAUGGUUCGAUAUGGGUAG
Pochonia chlamydosporia 170 is the source of this 1554-nucleotide messenger RNA. RefSeq names its product betaine aldehyde dehydrogenase. Lineage: Eukaryota; Fungi; Ascomycota; Sordariomycetes; Hypocreales; Clavicipitaceae. The transcript is spliced from 3 exons. The coding region runs from base 1 to 1554 and encodes 517 amino acids. Gene Ontology annotation, molecular function: aldehyde dehydrogenase (NAD+) activity. The record is from RefSeq and is a predicted model, not a curated record.